This is a messenger RNA of Arachis stenosperma, 2042 nucleotides long. RefSeq lists its product as uncharacterized. Gene Ontology annotation, biological process: regulation of peptide transport; transmembrane transport. Gene Ontology annotation, cellular component: membrane. Gene Ontology annotation, molecular function: transmembrane transporter activity. The record is from RefSeq and is a predicted model, not a curated record. NCBI's taxonomy places the organism in Eukaryota, Viridiplantae, Streptophyta, Magnoliopsida, Fabales, Fabaceae. The transcript has 4 exons. The coding region runs from base 213 to 1526 and encodes 437 amino acids.
CUACUGGAAUACAGAUGCGAAUCUCGGGUUUUUCAUCUUCCCAUUAACCGAAAUUCUUUCUCCUAACAGCUUGAAUUGCAAAACUGGUGUUGACAAUUUCCCAAUUGUAGAAGGUUUUGGUUCGUGGGAAUUCUAGAUUUGGAGUUCCCACACUAUCAGUGUUUGCAAUUUUGAGAAGUUCUAUUUUGAUUUCGGUGAGUUUUAAUGUUGGUAUGGCUUCAAAAGUUGAGAAUAGUAAAGCAUGGAAAUGGGGGUUGGGUCUGGUGUAUAUAGUUGCUGUGGCCACAAUUUGGAUAGCUGCUAGCUUUGUAGUACAGUCUGUUGUUGAUGGUGGUGUGUCACCAUUCCUUGUUACUUACAUCUGCAACUCAUUGUUUGUGGUUUUGAUACCAAUUGUUGAAAUUGGGCGAUAUUUGGAGGAUUCUUGUGGCGGUGGUUGCUUUUGGACCGCGAAGAAAACGAGCCAACAUUCAGAAAGUGUGAGGGAGUCAGAGCAGGCUAUACUCCUUGAAGAGAAUGAUGUAGGGAACAAGGGCAAUGAAUCAUUGGUUGUGGAUGAUGAGGUUGGCAUCAGCGAACAAAGGAACUCUGGUUCCAUAUUUCUGCCACCGGAAAACAGGGUUGAGGUGUUGCCUGGUCAAGUUAAUGUGAUUGAGAAUGUUGAUAAUCAGCUGGAUGAGAAAGGGCGUUGGACACGGUGGAGGGUGGCCAAAGUUAGUCUAUUGAUAUGUCCAUUUUGGUUUCUUGCUCAGCUCACUUUUAACCUGUCGUUGAAGUAUACUACGGUCACAUCAAAUACAAUUUUGAGUAGUGCAUCCAGUCUUUUUACCUUCUUGGUCUCGCUUGCAUUCUUGGGUGAGAGGUUUACUUGGUUAAAGCUCUUUAGUGUUCUUCUUUGCAUGGGAGGAACAAUAAUUGUGAGUCUUGGUGAUUCAAAAAGCACUUUAAAAACAAUCGCAUCGAAUCCACUUCUUGGAGACAUCUUUGCAAUUGUUUCAGCAGGACUAUAUGCGGUUUAUAUAACCCUAAUUCGCAAGAAAUUACCUGAGGAUGAUGGAAAGAGUGGUGAAGCAAGCAUGGCUCAGUUUCUUGGAUUUCUUGGACUUUUUAAUAUUCUUAUUUUUCUUCCAAUUGCCCUCAUACUCAAUUUCACCAAGGUGGAACCUUUUCAUACACUUACCUUGAAGCAGCUUGGUCUGAUCAUUGGCAAAGGACUGUUUGAUAAUGUGCUGAGUGAUUACUUGUGGGCCAAGGCUGUUCUUCUCACAUCAACCACAGUAGCAACUGCUGGCCUUACGAUUCAGGUUCCAUUGGCUGCCAUCGUGGAUACCUUGACUGGCCAUGCUCCUCGCCUUAUGAAUUAUCUGGGAGCGAUAGCUGUCAUGGUUGGCUUCGCCGGAAUUAAUAUUCCUCUUGAGACUUUAUGUAACAAAAGAGAAGCUAACAUUGAAUUGGAAAAUAAUGUCAGUUUAGGAAAUGAAGAGUUUACAAUCCCGAGAGGCGAAGAUUCGGCUGCCAUACCUUAGCAUGUAAUUGGAUUCAUUUUCCAGUUAGUUAACGAAUUGAUCUUGUAACUCCACCAAGUUAGUUGCAAUGGCUGCUAUUACCAGGCACAGAAGUAGAACGAGAACAAGAGAAUAUAGUUUAAAGGUAGCAUAAGUGAGUUUGCACAUGCACUUGGAGUUGGAGAGAAAUGGAGACUGCCUUGUCAUAAAUUGCUCCUCGAUCGAAAUAGCAUGGUGAUUGGUUCCUCACCUUUCUACAAGCAUAUACGGUUUGAAUUUCUGUAUUUUUGUACAUAUACAUAGACAGGUCUAUUUUUGCUAUUCUUUGGAGGGUGCUUAUGGAAAUAGGAACGACAAUGGCACCAAGAGUUAAGAGUCAGAGAUGUUCUUUGAAUGUUCAUUAUACCCUUUAAAUGUUUUGCAGAUUUGAAUCUAGUUGCUUUGCCAAUGUCAUGUGGAAUCUAACCCAAAUCACCUUUGUCUAUGUUCUUCCAGUCAAUAGACAAUAAUAAAAUAAAAAUGAGGUAGAUUGAAUUA